Molecule: messenger RNA, 4235 nt
Organism: Phalacrocorax carbo (great cormorant)
Lineage: Eukaryota; Metazoa; Chordata; Aves; Suliformes; Phalacrocoracidae
Source: RefSeq, a predicted model, not a curated record
GGACGCCAUCUUAGGCGCGGGCAGUGAAGCCGCCGCACUGAAGCCGUGCCUCGCACGGCCGGGUAGAAGCGGGAGGCGGCCGCGCUGCCAGCCGCGCUCGGGAAGCGCGCGGUGCCGCCCGACGAGGAGGGAGAGUUUUCGCCGUUCUCACGCCUCCUCCUCAGCUCCACGGGGGUCGCAUGACUCUUUGGCGAUGAACGCAGCCAGAAGUGGCUACCGGGUCUUCUCGGCCAACUCCACGGCAGCCUGCACCGAGCUGGCGAAGAGGAUCACGGAGCGUCUUGGUGCUGAGCUGGGGAAAUCCGUGGUGUACCAGGAAACCAAUGGAGAAACAAGAGUUGAGAUAAAAGAGUCCGUCCGGGGACAGGAUAUCUUCAUCAUACAGACAAUCCCCAGAGAUGUGAAUACCGCUGUGAUGGAGCUGCUGAUAAUGGCGUAUGCACUGAAGACUUCCUGUGCCAGGAACAUCAUUGGGGUCAUCCCUUACUUCCCCUACAGCAAACAGAGCAAAAUGAGGAAGAGGGGCUCUAUAGUCUGCAAGCUGCUGGCCUCGAUGCUCGCCAAGGCAGGUUUAACACACAUUAUCACUAUGGACCUUCAUCAAAAGGAAAUUCAAGGCUUCUUCAGCUUCCCAGUAGACAACCUGAGAGCAUCCCCUUUCUUGCUUCAGUAUAUACAGGAAGAAAUUCCGGAUUACAGAAAUGCAGUUAUUGUAGCCAAAUCUCCUGAUGCAGCUAAAAGGGCUCAGUCUUACGCUGAGAGACUACGGCUGGGACUGGCAGUGAUCCAUGGAGAGGCUCAGUGUACAGAGCAGGACAUGGAUGAUGGACGUCACUCCCCUCCCAUGGUCAAAAAUGCAACUGUGCAUCCUGGUCUGGAGCUGCCGUUGAUGAUGGCCAAGGAGAAACCGCCAAUAACUGUGGUUGGAGAUGUUGGAGGAAGAAUUGCCAUCAUUGUGGACGACAUCAUCGAUGAUGUGGAAAGCUUUGUAGCUGCUGCAGAGAUCCUGAAGGAGCGGGGAGCCUACAAGAUUUUUGUGAUGGCUACUCAUGGGCUCCUGUCAGCAGAUGCCCCCCGUCUCAUAGAGGAAUCCUCCAUCGAUGAGGUGGUGGUAACCAACACAGUUCCUCACGAGGUACAGAAGCUGCAGUGCCCCAAGAUAAAGACUGUGGAUAUCAGUUUGAUUCUCUCUGAAGCCAUCCGACGAAUCCACAACGGCGAGUCCAUGGCCUAUCUCUUUCGCAACAUCACUGUCGAUGACUAGACCUGGCGCUGCCCCUGUCCUGGCUUCCACAAGAGAAGGAAAUAUGCAUGAAAAGGCAAUACCAUAACUUAUAGGCAUAACACAACUGUUUAUUCUUGUAGGAGCAUGAAGGUUUUCAGGGUCUUGAGCCAUGAGAUCUAAUAGACAAAAAUCAACCUGACCAGCACUUUACAGGUGACUAGAAGAGGCCACUGGCAAUGGGGAGGACUACAUCUUAAUUAAGAGAGAUGGAGAAAUGAGGUGAUGUUGAAUUUUUAAGUUCCUUUAAUUUUUUUUUUUUAGUGUGUUAUCUCUUGCCCUGUAGGGAGGGAAAGAAAAGCAAAAAAAGUAGCAGCUGUCAGCUUAUGAGAAGGGAAUAGAGACUGCUCUUUGCUGCGUGUGGGCAGCGCGAGGAGACAGCCUCUGGGUUUCUGUUUCUGACCGUGACUCGCAGAAGGGAGUGUUUCACUCAGGCAGCUGCGCAGGACUGCGUGCCGCUGGCAGGACCGAUCGGCAGAGCAGCUCCUCGCCAGCUGAGUGGCCUCUCAUCUCUUGCACACCACAGCCAGGACUUUCAUCAAAACUAAGUCAGCGGGACAUCCAGAAAGGGCAGCUUAGGGCAGCCCAUUCGCGGGGCUGCUUGCAUCCUUGUGUGGGGGCUCUGGGAACAGGCUCCCCUGUGCCUCCCAGCAGGGCAAGGGGUGCUAGUUAACGUGCUGGCCUUUUCAUUUUGCAAGCCUUGGAUCAUUAUUGUUCUUCGGUGGCAAGUCACGUGAGGGCCUAGGUCCUCACUUGACCCCUUGUCUGCACUGCAAAACCAGGCGCGGUGUCUGGAGUUGCCGGGGGCUGGUGAGUUGCGGCAGCCUUGUGGGGAAGGGGAGUGGAACAAGAUCUGCCUCUAAUGCAGCUGUGCUCUCCAAAACACUAACACUUGAACCUGCAAUAAAAAGCAUAGGAUUUUUCAUUUUUGGUGCUUCCUGUGAGCCCUGUACCCCCUGAGGAGCUGCGCGGUCUGUACCAUGGGGCUGUUGCUGUAAACGGGCUCACUUGGCAGCCUGUGGCCUCCUUCCACGGGGAAGCAGGGCUCGCUGCUUGCUUCUUUCUUGAGUGACACUAAUCCUUGGCUGGAGGGGACACUUGAGAAAGCCACACAAGGGGCUUGUGAAGGGCUUUGUCUCCAAGAUGAUAUAAGAAUAGAUCCCCAAGCGGUGACCUUCCCCCUUGCUGAGGCAAACAACCACGCUCCAGUAAAACCUAUAGCACUUUCUAGCCUGGUGAUGUGAGGAACAAAUCCUGCUUGGAGGCAGUUGCUUCAAAAGAGCACUGCUGCUGACGGGCUGUCUCAGGCAGGCAGUUGUUCUGUUUUGCUUAUCCUUCUCUUCCGUUCCAGUAUCUAAAAUGUGCACAGUGCCAAGGGGCAGGCAGUGGCUCUGUGAGCAGGAGAAGCCUUGAACAGCAGGCAAACGCGCGUGCCUCAGCCCUGUAGCUGGUGAGGGUACACAAAAGCCCAGAGCCGUGGGCUCAUCUCCCCUAUUGGGCACAGAUUAAACCUCCAAGCCACGUCCCAUCAGGGCUGGGUGAGGGCUUAAGGCUGUUGCUGGUUUUUCCUGCAUUUUCAAAGUACUACAAACAAAUCACAGCCGUACUCUGUGACCACCGCGUGGCUCCUUGGCCUGGUGGGGUAACAGUACUGUGCUGUACCCAUUAUUGAACGGAUCAACUGAAGCGUGUGCAGUCCUCGUAGAUGUCUGCGUGCUCCCUCGCUCUGAGCCAGUACUGGCCCAUGCUCUUCAUACUGGAAACCAGUGUUAAAAAUGUGAGGUGUAUUGCUCUCCUCUCCCCUUCAAACUGCUUGUCAGACCUGCCAGAAGCAAGGUCAGGGUUGGUGGAGUGCUGUUGCCCCGUUCAGCCUUGCUUUUAUGGGGCUGUAUUUGGGUGGAAGCUGUGGAACCACAGCACCGGUGAGCCGUGGGUUGUGCUGGUGUCCCCCGGGUCGCGCUCAGGACAGCAACCCAAGUUACCCACAGGCUUCACUUCAAACCUUACCCUGGCUAGAGGCCAAAAUCAGUUGGCUAAAGUGAAGCCAGGGGACAUUCACACCUCAGGGUCCCUAACUGCUUUAGGAAAACUGGUGUCCUGUAUUUGCUAGGCCCACAAGGUCAGGGGGCGACGGUGGGUUGGGGCCAGUGUGUGCUAGGGUGCAGCAUCUCCCUGCCCUGAGCCAGCCUGGACCUCGGUUGCCAUCCCAUCAGCAUCAAACCUCAGCAUCUUCCCUUCUGCUACACCAUCCCCCCUCCGUGUGCUGCUGUGGCCCACUGCUGUUUUAGGGGUCUUACAGCUUUUCCUGCCACUCCUGAGCCCGGCCUAGAGAGCUCGACCAGUCCCUGGGUGUAGCUGUAGAGCUCCUGAGCCCACAGCUCUGCUGCUUCCUGGGCUUAAGGCUUAGGAUCCUGCCUAAGAGGGUCAGCUUCUUGCCUCAGUGCAUCUUGUUCCCACCUCUAAAUCUCUCUACUCCCUCCCUGAAUGCAGUCCUCCCAGCUUGGAAGAGAAAAAUACACGUGCAGAGCAGAUCUCUGUGUUUUAAUGCCCCAAAGCAGAUACCUCCUACAAGCGAGGCGCAGGCUCUGUUCCCUGCUUGCCCAUCCUCAUCCUUGCUUGGAGCUCAUUGUCAGUGCUCUGGGGGUGUCCUGGGCCGGCCUGGGGGCUUGUGAGGGAAGAGAUGGUGUCAUUGAUUAUUUUUUAAGUGCUUGUCUGACAGAUCGCUGGCGUUCAAAGAUUUUCCCCAACAUUUGAACACUUCCUCGGGCUGCCUGGAUGUGUCGAUCUGCGUUUCUUGUUCCCUGCUGUGGGGCGAGAUGCUAGAAAUCCGUGUGGUGCUGCUGCCAGCAGCAGCCUUCCGCCAUUCCCACGCCUGGGGGAGAGGGUAAAGCCUGUCAUGCGUGUGAUGCCUAAAAAUACACAAAUAAAUUGAGGUGCUCCUGCACCAGGACCC